CACAGCCUGCCUUGGACACCAGCAAAGCUCUCUGCCUCCCCUCUGCCUGCUCCUGGCAAACCCAUCGGAACCAAAGCUUACUAGUCAGCAGCAUGGCGACCAAAUGUGGCAAGUGCGGCCCCGGCUACCCUACCCCCUUGGAGGCCAUGAAAGGUCCCCGGGAAGAGAUUGUCUACUUGCCCUGUAUUUACCGAAACACGGGCAUCGAGGCCCCGGAUUAUCUGGCCACUGUUGAUGUUGACCCCAAGUCUCCCCAGUAUUGCCAGGUCAUCCACCGGCUGCCCAUGCCCAACCUGAAGGACGAGCUGCAUCACUCAGGAUGGAACACCUGCAGCAGCUGCUUUGGGGACAGCACCAAAUCCCGAACCAAGCUAAUGCUGCCCAGUCUCAUCUCCUCCCGUAUCUAUGUGGUGGAUGUGGGCUCCGAGCCCCGGGCCCCAAAGCUGCACAAGGUCAUCGAGCCCCAGGAGGUCCACACCAAGUGCAACCUGGGCUACCUCCACACCAGCCACUGCCUGGCCAGCGGGGAGGUCAUGAUCAGCUCCCUGGGAGAUCCCAAGGGCAACGGAAAAGGGGGGUUUGUGCUGCUGGAUGGGGAGACCUUUGAGGUAAAGGGGACAUGGGAGCGGCCCGGGGGAGCUGCCCCGAUGGGCUACGACUUCUGGUACCAGCCUCGACACAACGUCAUGAUCAGCACCGAAUGGGCACCUCCCAAUGUCCUCAAGGAUGGUUUCAACCCUGCUGACGUGGAGGCAGGGCUGUACGGAAGCCACCUCCACGUGUGGGACUGGCAGCGCCACGAGAUCAUACAGACCCUGCCUCUGAAGGAUGGGCUCAUUCCCCUGGAGAUCCGCUUCCUGCACAACCCAGCUGCUGACCAGGGAUUUGUGGGCUGUGCCCUGAGUUCCAACAUCCAGCGCUUCUUCAAGAAUGAGGGAGGCACCUGGUCAGUGGAGAAGGUGAUCCAGGUCCCCCCAAAGAAAGUCAAGGGCUGGAUGCUGCCUGAAAUGCCAGGCUUGAUCACUGACAUCCUGCUGUCCCUGGACGACCGCUUCCUCUACUUCAGCAACUGGCUGCACGGGGACCUGCGGCAGUAUGACAUCUCCGACCCUCAGAAGCCCCGCCUCACUGGACAGAUCUUCCUGGGGGGCAGCAUCGUGAAGGGAGGCCCCGUGCAAGUGCUGCAGGACCAGGAGCUCCAAUGCCAGCCGGAGCCCCUGGUGGUCAAGGGAAAACGGGUGGCCGGAGGCCCGCAGAUGAUCCAGCUUAGCCUGGACGGGAAACGUCUGUAUGUCACCACGUCUCUGUACAGUGCUUGGGACAAGCAGUUCUACCCCGAUCUGAUCAGGGAGGGCUCUGUGAUGCUGCAAAUCGAUGUAGACACUGAAAAGGGGGGGCUGAAGCUGAACCCCAACUUCCUGGUAGACUUUGGGAAGGAGCCCCUUGGGCCGGCCCUAGCCCAUGAGCUCCGCUACCCAGGAGGAGACUGCAGCUCCGACAUCUGGAUCUGAAGUCCGGCCCUCGAGCCCCUCUGCCACCUUCUGAGCCCUCCCUUCAGAGGGACUUGGCCUCUGCCCCUUGGCACUUUGUCCUGCCCAAGCCACGCCAAGACUGUUGAAACAUCUGGACCGGCAUCUCUGUGGCUGGUCACUCCCGUGCGGUUUUACAUGAGCCCCCAAAGCACCAAGAAAUAAACGAUGAGCCUG
This is a messenger RNA of Urocitellus parryii (Arctic ground squirrel), 1706 nucleotides long. Lineage: Eukaryota; Metazoa; Chordata; Mammalia; Rodentia; Sciuridae. The record is from RefSeq and is a predicted model, not a curated record.